AUGUCUGCUGGGGAUCAACUCUGUGAUGGCUGCGGUAAUCCCGCUUCUUCCUUUCAGUGUCCACUUUGCCAAGCUGAGAUUGUCACUGACCGUGGUUUUUUCUGCGGCCAGGAGUGCUUCGCGAAGAAUUGGUUGAAGCACCGCAAUGCCUUCCACAAAAAAGGCGUCGUUCGGGCCAAACAACAACUACAGCCCACUUCCGUUGAGGCAUCCGGGGACGGCCGAAAACGGUCGACGGGGGAGCGAAAGGACGCCAACGAAUCCAUCAAGAAAAGGCGAAAGCUGGCAACGACGGUGGAAGUGGACACAAAGGAGGCGGUGGUUGUCCCAUGGAUUCCGUUGUCGACGGAGGUCCCCGGUGCAGGAGAAGUGACACCGUUACUAUCCCCCGACAUUCCCCGCGCAGUGAUUGGAGGCUGCCCAUCGGCAGAUUGCCGUACCUCAUUUUGGUCGGCGGCUUUUGCGGCAUCACGCUAUAUUGCUGCUGUGCUUUCUCCGCGGAAUGGCGACACACCGCCUCACGUGCUAGUUGUCACAAGUGGUCCGUUGGAAGCGCAUGCCAUGGCCUGGGCCGCACGCUGCGCUGGUCUUGCAGGAGUUAUGCGUCUCUUUGUGAGUGCACCUGUAGAGGCUGAGGGGGUGGGCUCAGCGAAGAAGAACUCUGGUGAACGACGGGUUGUCAUCACAACACAAGCGAUUGUGCGCCAUGUGGCCGACGGUUCUGUGGCUGUGUGGCUACCAUCAGCAGACAGUCUCCUUGUGACACUGCCUGGUGUUGUAAACGCGUGCGACCUUCAGGCCGUUCACACCCGUGCUGUAUUUUUUGUCUACCGUUCCGCAGAUUCGGCCUUAACGGAAGACAACUGGUGUGCAGAGGAGGAAAUUGUCCAUCACGUCUCUCCGCUGCCGAACCCUCCUGCUGCUCUACACCAUUAUUUUGAUACGGUUUCCCCUAAGAUUGCGGCUUUCUCCCCCAAUGGGGACAACGAAGCAGAUUCCGCACCAACUGUAAAGUUGCUUCGUUUUGACAAUGAUGUGUCAACUGCACUUUUACGUGGGGACCUCGCAGGGGCUGUUCAACAUCUGGUGCGACUGUACAGUACAAAUCGGGGCGUAUUUGAGGAAGUGCUUGUAAACAGUUUGUUGUCGGCGCUUGGUGCUGCAAACGUCGCUCACGCCCAUCAUACUCUGGCAUAUGUUGCACGCCGUCUUGUGGAUCAAUCCGAAAGGUUUGAUGGGCCUCCUGGAGGCACGCUAAAGGAAAUGGCGCUCCGUGCAGUGGCCAAGGUGGUCCGUCUAUUCCCACCCAUCAGGGAAAUCGAGGAAGGAAAAGCGGUAACAGAGACGAAUUGGGACCUCGUCGGAACUGAGGUCGCUGGAGGCAGCGAUUUACGCAAACUCGUCUCUCAGCCUUCUACCAUCGAGAGGAAGAAGUUUGCAAACUACUAUGCGACGCUUCCGAACCUGCAGCUUCAGGCCACCAUGUGCUACCUCUACGAUCAUGCCCCACCUGGGAUUAUAGAUGCCUUUGGUGCAGCCUGGGGGGUGAGUAGGGUGGUACCAGGGUUUGAAGCAUUGAAGAUGGCGGAUCGAAAACGCGAGGAUGCAGUGCGACGGUUGCGGAGUCGUUACGGGUCUAAGCUUACUCCCACCUUCGCCAAUUACCUUGUGGUCUUAAUGCACUUCAUUUACGAUGCGGUGGCGGGGUAUUCUUUAAGUGUAGAAGAAGUAGAGCGCAGAACUCUGUGGUCGAUGACGCUCGAGCCACAAGUGGGCUUGCUUCCUAGUUUUCUGUCAAACUGUUUUUUGCUGCGAAAGGAGGACACCUCCUCUGCAGAAUCAAAGAGGGGGACCACGGCGCGGCUUUCAAGCCGGAGGCUGCCACACAAGACCCCGAGCCGCAUGGAGCUGCUUCGUUCACUGCCUGUGCGAACUGCUCUUCCUGAGGAACCACUGCUUCUUUCGUGGUUGACACUUCCACUUGCGGGUCAACGCCAGCGUGAGGUGCAGCGGUUGCAUCGUCAAGCCGUGGAGGAGAUUCUCAUGGCAAUGCCACGAAAACCGCGGCCCAUGUAUGUUGGUGACGUCGGAAACCUUAUUGGGAAAUGGCCGCAUUUUAAUUGCCGCUUUGACGGUUCUCUUGGUGUGAGUCUCAUGGAGUUUCUUAUGCAACAUCCUGAGGCCUUUCGAGUUGUAGGCAACCUCGUGACACGGCGUACGGCCGGCGUGUCAGAGCCUGUACGAAUGCGAUUUGAUAACGACGACAGCGGCGACGAUAGCGAUAACGACAACGACUCUGAUAAGGAACGCAAGGUGAAGGACCGUGCGUUGCUCACAGGGGCAAAGGGCAGCGGUGGUCGUGGAUUGCGUGCAAGUGAUUUGCCGGCCCGAGCACGUAAGAAGGCGGCAGUGAAGGCGUUCAAUAAGGCUCGCUUUAAUCGCAACUACAAACCACUUGACUCCGCCGCGAAGGUGCCAGGAUACGUCAAGCAUGGCCCGCGCAAAGUAAAGGGUAGGGGUCGCAAGGCCAAUAAACGUGCCACAAAGCGUGGUGGCUAG
This is a messenger RNA of Trypanosoma rangeli, 2559 nucleotides long. RefSeq lists its product as uncharacterized. The record is from RefSeq and is a predicted model, not a curated record. The transcript has a single exon. NCBI's taxonomy places the organism in Eukaryota, Euglenozoa, Kinetoplastea, Trypanosomatida, Trypanosomatidae. The coding region runs from base 1 to 2559 and encodes 852 amino acids.